This is a messenger RNA of Camelus dromedarius (Arabian camel), 1695 nucleotides long. It is a transcript of the gene GABARAPL1, whose product is annotated as GABA type A receptor associated protein like 1. Gene Ontology annotation, biological process: autophagosome assembly; macroautophagy; autophagy of mitochondrion. The transcript has 5 exons. Gene Ontology annotation, cellular component: autophagosome; cytosol; autophagosome membrane. The record is from RefSeq and is a predicted model, not a curated record. Lineage: Eukaryota; Metazoa; Chordata; Mammalia; Artiodactyla; Camelidae. The coding region runs from base 249 to 707 and encodes 152 amino acids. Gene Ontology annotation, molecular function: GABA receptor binding; ubiquitin protein ligase binding.
GUUUUUGUGCCCGCAGCGCUCGGGGAAGCCGCCGGGGAUUCUGCACCUGGCCGUCCCUGCCUCCGGACCGCGGGCCCGAGACCCCCGCUGAGAGCUCCGCGCAGCGGCGUCGCCACGCGGGCCUGGCCCUUCCGGAGUGGCUCGGAGACUCCGUGCGAUCCGGCCGAGGGAGUCAAGACGGGAAGAGACGCACUCGUCCGCGAGGAGGCAGGCCCCGUGCGGGCAUCGCGGAAGCCCAGCGGUCCAUCAUGAAGUUCCAGUAUAAGGAGGACCAUCCCUUUGAGUAUCGGAAAAAGGAGGGAGAAAAGAUCCGGAAGAAAUACCCGGACCGGGUCCCUGUGAUCGUGGAAAAGGCUCCCAAGGCCAGGGUACCUGAUCUGGACAAGAGGAAGUACCUGGUGCCCUCUGACCUCACUGUCGGCCAGUUCUACUUCUUAAUCCGGAAGAGGAUCCACCUGAGACCUGAGGAUGCCUUAUUCUUCUUUGUGAACAACACCAUCCCUCCGACCAGCGCCACCAUGGGCCAGCUGUAUGAGGACAACCACGAGGAAGACUAUUUUCUGUACGUGGCCUACAGUGACGAGAGUGUCUACGGGAAGGAGCAGGCAGGUCAGGACGGAGCUGUCGGACUGGCUUUGAUGGAAGAGGGUGAGGACGACAUAGCUUCACAACACUGCUGUGAUUCCACUUUCGUGCGAUUGCCGUAGAAGAGUCAGGAGGUGGGCGAGCUGGGGCCAGAGGUCGUGGGCCACAGUAACUUCCCACUCUCCUUCUCUUGGGGCAGAGAUUCUAUUUUUGACGUUUGCACAUUUGACAGGUAGGGAAGGGGGAUGGGGACGUUUUAGGACUCCUGGUAGUGGACCAUUCCUGGGGACCAAGAGACCCAUUGUAAUGAAAGCAUUGUGGCCCCUGACCUCUCCUAUCUCCACACCUCCCCGCAUCCCAGCUGUAAUCUCACAGGUGUCGCAGCACCACCCUACAGCAGCAGACCUCCGACCCAGGCACUUGAUCGGAGCUCUCCUGCUGGAAGAGCCAGGCCUGCGGGCCGUUGAUGAGGAUAGUUUUGGUAGCAUUAACUGGAAUUGACUAAGUACUGAGCAUCUCUGUCUAACCUGCUUGCUCUUGGGCGCCCCUUUUCCCACACCCACCUUGGACUUGAAUGAGCCUCAGCCAUUCCCAGUUACAGGCUAAAACCACUGGUCUAGCAUUUCCCAGACUUCGGUCCAUGAUGAGGGACAGAGGUGUGUUACGGACAGAAGGGCCAGGUGUAAGUAAGGUGGACUGUCUGUGCCUCCCACUCAACUCCUCCCAAAUUCUCACUCUCGGGCUGCCAAACCUUCCCCACACGCACAGAAACGCCCAGUGGUGGCCAGUGCUCCCCUCCUGUGGUUUUCAUUUGCUGCGGAUGCCAGUUACAAAAAAAUCUCAGCGGGUGACUGUUAGCUGUUCACGGGGACCCUGUUGACUCUGGUCACCUUCCCUUUAGGGCUGGUUACCUGGGUGGGGGUGGGAAGCAGGAAUCACACUCAGACAUGACAUUUCAAUUCAUCUCGGACAUGACACUUCAUCUCUGCUAGUGAAAGGGGUCCUUCCUCGGCGGGGUGGGGUCUGUGUGGCAGUUCUGUCAGCUGCAGGUUCUUGUUUAAUGACGUUUAUGCUGUCAGGCUAAGGAAAUAAAAUAACUGCAUACCUUAA